AUAUAUAUAGAGAGAGAGAGAGUAAAUACACCGCUACAAUGUCGGAUGAAGUAGAUCGCAACGAUCCCGAGCUGAAAUACCUUUCGGUGGAACGGAACCAAUACAAUGAUCCGGCCACACAGGCGGAAUGGACACAGAAGCGCCUGGUCUGGGUGCCCCACGAGAAUCAAGGUAUGCAUUGUUGCUUGCAUUUUUCCGCAACAUGGAACGCGAUUAUUGCUUUCCGCCAAUGAAAAUUAUGGCAGGAAACGGCUGCGACAGAAUGUCAGGAUGCGUCGUGUUAAUAUUCCCCAAUAAUUGGUAAUAUUCACCCUAAGUCGAUGUCCAAAUAUAGUAAUUUAAGAACAUAAUUUAAAAGUAUGGAAUGGGACUCAUUGUUGUCAACCGGUUAUUACCGAUUCAAAUAAAUACUGAAAUAUACGGUAUUAUUUUCAAAAUAUACCGACGUAUUUUUGAUAUUCUGGCGAAUAUUACUAGCUAAAUAGAACCCUCAGGCCUGCCCACAUAAUUUUAUCCGACUAAUGAAUCAAUUUUC
Molecule: messenger RNA, 535 nt
Organism: Drosophila miranda
Lineage: Eukaryota; Metazoa; Arthropoda; Insecta; Diptera; Drosophilidae
Product: myosin heavy chain, non-muscle-like
Exons: 2
Coding region: 39-233 (64 amino acids)
Source: RefSeq, a predicted model, not a curated record